Ipomoea nil (Japanese morning glory) is the source of this 1200-nucleotide messenger RNA. RefSeq lists its product as uncharacterized. The record is from RefSeq and is a predicted model, not a curated record. Gene Ontology annotation, molecular function: DNA helicase activity. The transcript is spliced from 3 exons. Bases 1 to 1200 code for a protein of 399 amino acids. Lineage: Eukaryota; Viridiplantae; Streptophyta; Magnoliopsida; Solanales; Convolvulaceae. Gene Ontology annotation, biological process: DNA repair; telomere maintenance.
AUGUACUAUGACUGUAGAUAUAUUUCACGCCCUGAGGCUGCGUGGAGGAUUUUUGGGUUUGACAUACAAUUUAGGAACCCAUCUGUUGAGCGAUUGAGUUUCCAUCUUCCCAAUGAGCAAUCAAUAAUAUUUCAUGACGACGAUUUGGUCGAUGAUGUGGUAAAUCGACCAACAGUAGCUCAAAGCAUGUUUACUGCCUGGUUUGAGGCUAAUAAAAAGUACGCAGCAGGGAGGCAGUUGACUUAUUCACAAAUGCCAACCAAAUUUGUUUGGAAGAAUGAUAAAAGAGAAUGUUCGUGGCCGACUUCAUUUGAUGAGAUUAAAAAGGUCGGUGGUGUUCAAUACAAUUCAUUUAGAGAUGCGUGUUAUGCCCGCGGAUUAAUCGAAGAUGAUAAAGAGUAUAUUGAUGCAAUCACUGAGGCAGCAACUUGGUCGUUAGCAAGUUCACUACGAAAGUUGUUUGUUACCCUUUUAACAUCCAGUUCGAUGUCCAAACCAGAAAAUGUUUGGGAGAUGGUUUGGCAAUACUUAUCAGAUGAUGCUGAAUAUAUUUAUAGAAGGAACCUCUCAGUCUCAGAUUUAAAUAUGAAUGAAUCUCAAAAAAAGAAUUUUGCGCUGCUUGAAAUGGAGAAAUUGUUGAAUGCUUGGAACAAAUCUCUAUCAGAUUACCCACCUAUGCCAAUGCCAGAUGGAAACAAUGAUUGGUUUUGUGGUAACAGGUUGUUGUUAGAGGAAAUGUCAUAUGAUAGGGAAGCUCUAAUGCAUCAACAUAAUUCGUUGCAUCCGAAACUAACUGAUCAACAGCUACUCAUAUACAAUAAGGUGAUGGGAGAUGUUGAAACUGAGAAAGGUGGAAUGUAUUUCGUAUAUGGUUACGGUGGAACAGGAAAAACAUUUUUGUGGAAGACAAUUUCAGCAGCUUUACGAUCCAAAGGCGAGGUCGUUCUAAACGUAGCAUCAAGCGGUAUAGCUUCGUUGCUGCUACCUGGAGGUAGGACUGCACACUCCAGGUUUGCUAUACCGCUUGGUGUUAAUGAAGACUCCACUUGCAACAUCAAGCAAGGCAGUCCACUUGCUGAAUUGAUAAUCAAAUCCAAAUUAAUAAUUUGGGAUGAAGCUCCGAUGAUGCACAAACAUUGCUUUGAAGCAUUGGAUCGCACAAUGAGAGAUUUAAUGCGUUUCAAGAAUUCAAGGAGCUAA